AAAGCCCAUCAAAGAAAGUUUCUCAACUUUCCCAAUUCCAAUACACACAAAAAAUACAAACAAAACUUUGCUCUUCUCCUCCGCAGCUUCAUUCAUCACUGAAACAAUUUUCUACAAAAUCGCAUUUCUCAUCUUACCGGAGCUCUUCUCAGUUCUCCGAUCAUCACCGUCAUCAUGUACAGAUGUGCAUCUUCUCGCCUCAGUUCUUUUAAGGCACGUCAAGGCAACAGGGUCUUGACAAGAUUUUCAAGUUCAGCUGCUGUUGCAACCAAGCCAUCUGGGGGCCUUUUUAGUUGGAUAACUGGUGAUACGUCAAGUUCAGUGACUCCCUUGGACUUCCCCCUCAAUGAUGUUAAACUCUCGCCACCAUUACCUGAUUAUGUAGAACCUGGAAAGACUCGGAUAACAACUCUCACUAAUGGUCUCAAAGUGGCCUCUGAAGCAUCAGUGAACCCUGCUGCCUCAAUUGGCCUAUAUGUUGACUGUGGCUCUAUUUACGAGACACCAGCUUCAUACGGAGCCACACACCUCUUGGAACGCAUGGCCUUCAAAAGCACAUUAAACCGGAGCCACUUGCGUAUUGUACGAGAAAUUGAAGCAAUUGGUGGUAAUGUUACAGCUUCAGCCUCACGAGAGCAUAUGAUCUAUACUUAUGAUGCUUUGAAAACUUAUGUACCACAAAUGGUGGAGAUGCUUGUUGACUGUGUUAGAAAUCCUGCAUUCCUGGAUUGGGAAGUUAAAGAACAGCUUGAGAAGGUUAAAGCUGAGAUUAGUGAGUACUCCAAAAACCCUCAACACUUGCUUUUGGAGGCAGUUCAUUCUGCCGGUUAUGCUGGUCCAUAUGGGAAUUCUCUGAUGGCCACAGAAGCUACAAUAAACAGGUUGAACAGCACAGUGCUGGAGGAGUUUGUAGCUGAGAAUUAUACUGCUCCUCGGAUGGUUCUUGCUGCAUCUGGUGUUGAACAUGAAGAUUUCUUAAAAGUUGCAGAACCUCUUCUGUCUGAUUUACCUAAGGUGGCCGUCACUGAGGAGCCUAAAUCUGUGUAUGUGGGAGGAGAUUACCGUUGUCAAGCCGAUGCAGAGAUGACUCAUUUUGCCCUUGCCUUUGAAGUUCCCGGUGGCUGGCUGUCUGAAAAAGAAUCAAUGACUUUAACAGUUCUUCAGAUGCUUAUGGGAGGAGGUGGAUCUUUUUCAGCUGGUGGUCCUGGAAAAGGAAUGUACUCAAGAUUAUAUCUUCGUGUCUUAAAUCAGUAUCCGCAGAUGCAUGCAUUCUCUGCAUUCAGCAGCAUUUAUAAUAACACUGGAUUAUUUGGAAUUCAAGGAACUACGAGCUCUGAUUUUGGGCCUCAAGCUGUUGAUGUAGCAGUUAAAGAGCUUAUUGCAGUAGCAAACCCUGGUGAAGUUGACCAAGUACAGCUAAACCGUGCUAAACAGGCAACAAAGUCUGCCAUUCUGAUGAAUUUGGAAUCUCGGAUGGUUGCAUCAGAAGAUAUCGGCAGACAACUUUUGACAUAUGGAGAGAGGAAACCAGUGGAGCAUUUCUUGAAAGCCAUUGAUGCAGUUUCAGCAAAAGAUAUUGCUUCCGUUGUGCAGAAGCUUAUUUCUUCUCCUCUGACCAUGGCAUCCUAUGGAGAUGUUCUUUCCCUCCCAUCAUACGAUGCAGUCAGCAGCAGGUUCCAUUCCAAAUAAGUCAAUUGUCAACUACGAAGUACAUGAGGGGGACUUUCAUGCUGUCAUUUUUUAGGUUUUUAGAAAAUCUUUACGCCUGUGGCUGUAAUUCGUGGAAAAUAAGAGGGGUUACAAGCUAUCGAUAAUUCAGCUGUGUCAAAAGCUUUGAGAUAAGGAGCAUCUGGGCACAUGCUUUUUUCUGUAUACAUUUUGUAAUUCAUUCAGCUUUCUUUGAUAUUUGAUGACAUAAUGUCACUAGGGCAUUACUGUUGCAGCUGGAAGUCAUCAGAUUUCACUUGUUAACAAUUUUGAGAAUUCCUCUUAACCCAAAAUUGGAAGAAAUACUAUGUUCAUCUUAAA
Solanum dulcamara is the source of this 2028-nucleotide messenger RNA. Its product is annotated as mitochondrial-processing peptidase subunit alpha. Gene Ontology annotation, cellular component: mitochondrion. The transcript is spliced from 13 exons. Gene Ontology annotation, molecular function: metalloendopeptidase activity; metal ion binding. Gene Ontology annotation, biological process: proteolysis. Lineage: Eukaryota; Viridiplantae; Streptophyta; Magnoliopsida; Solanales; Solanaceae. The coding region runs from base 175 to 1689 and encodes 504 amino acids. The record is from RefSeq and is a predicted model, not a curated record.